Polistes dominula (European paper wasp) is the source of this 2493-nucleotide messenger RNA. RefSeq names its product organic anion transporter 3. The record is from RefSeq and is a predicted model, not a curated record. Gene Ontology annotation, molecular function: transmembrane transporter activity. Gene Ontology annotation, cellular component: membrane. Gene Ontology annotation, biological process: transmembrane transport. NCBI's taxonomy places the organism in Eukaryota, Metazoa, Arthropoda, Insecta, Hymenoptera, Vespidae.
UUGUAAGAAUUUGGUGACCGUGCGAGACAAAUUGGUGUAUGAGAUAAUAAAGAGAGAAAGAAGAAAUAAUAGAAAAAAAAAAAAGAAAAUAAUUAUAUAAUAUCGAAGAAAAUAUAUAUUUGAAAUUAGUUGAAAAAGUUGGCAAAGAUGAAAGUCAACGAUGGAAAAAGAAUGAACGCAGAAACGGUCAAAGUUGGUUGUUUUCAGAUGCUUCUUGUAUUAAUUUUUUGCAUAAACUACAUCAUCGUAUCAAUGAAUCAUACCUUACCGGCUUUUCAUAAUUACACACCGAAAUUUUAUUGUCAGCCAAAGAAUACAACGAGCAUAACGUAUGGUUGUCCAAUUGAAAAUAAUUCGACAAUUGAAUCUAACUGGAGCUCCUCCUGUUCCGGCGGCGACUAUCGAUUCGCGAUCGAGCCCGGUGAGAACAGCGUUGUCACCGAAUGGAUCUUGAUAUGCGACAGAAAAUAUUUGACCUAUCUAGCGUCAGCAAUCUAUUAUUUUGGUGCUUUGAUCGGUGCUUGGGUUGCUGGAAUUCUGGCUGAUCGGAUUGGAAGAUUACCAGUUCAAGCAAUUUGUCUAUACACGCAAGGCACUAUGGCUGUUGCGCUUUACGUCGUGCAGAAUUAUCCUACAUUUUUGGCACUUCGUGGUCUCCAAGGUAUUUUCGUGCAAGGCCUACAAAACUCAACGUACAUCUUAUCCCUGGAAUUGUUCCCCAGUAAAUUGCGAACUCUCGUUGCUCUGAUCAUGCAAAUCGCUUGGGCUAUCGGCUUGAUACUCCUAGCGAUAUUAAGUUACGCUAUACCAGAUUGGAGAAUUCUGCAGCUGGCUGUUUCCGUACCCACAGCGAUAACAGUUUUAUAUAUCUGGAUAAUACCCGAAUCCCCACGAUGGCUGUUGGCUAAAAAUAAAUUAACGGAAGCCGAUAUGGCGUUGGAAAGAAUCGCAAAAUAUAACGGCGGGUGUUGCAUGAGAAUACACAGAGAGAAUGUUAUUAAGUCUGAGCCUGUUGUAAUUAAAGAAAAUCCGAUACCAGUGAAGCCAGAAAGGAGGAAAUCACGCGUUUCGAGUGUCGACUUGAAGAAAUCUAAAACUCUCGAAACCAAAUUGCUGACUACACCAGAUUCGAAUCAGCAGACAGAGGAGGAGCAAUCGAGAAAUUCGAGAAAUUCGAGAAAUUGGAGAAAUUCGAGAAAUUCCAUCGACCAAACAUCAUCGAAAAAACGACUGUCAUCGAUGGACGUCGAAUUACGAAGAGAAAAGGACGUAGAAAGUGAAAUAAAAAAUCCACCAUCGUGUUCGAGCAAUAAUCGAAAAUCUAAAAGAAGUUGUCAGUCCAUUUAUGAUGAAAAUACAUCCCCGAGGAUUGAGGAAGAAAUAAUCGUCGUGCUUAGAAAUCCAAGAAAGCUCGAAGAAGCAAAUGAUAAUGAAAUCAAAAUAGACGACAAUGUCGACGAAAAAUUAGCAAAAGUAAAAAACAAAAGCUUACAGAAGCUAUUUAAACGACCAUUAACAAGAAAGUAUAGUCUUGCGAUGAUUUUUCAGUGGUUUUCAUCUUCUAUGGCGUGUUAUCUUUUAGCAUCGCUUCUGCCAACUUUUAACGUAAACAGACACGUAACAUUUGCAUUAGGAGGAGCUUUAGAAAUUGCUGCUUAUACCUUUAUAUAUUUUGUAUUGUCAAGAUAUGGAAGACGAAUACCAUUAAGCAUAUGUCAAUUUACAAAUGGCACGAUAUUCAUUAUCUUAUCUAUUUUAAUGAUUCUAAUAGAUUCAUCAUCUUUAGGCUGGAAAGAUCUCACGAAGACUAUAAUAUUGUUAUUUGGUAAAGUAACCGUAAUAAGCACUAUUGCUGUAAUAUAUCUCUACACUGCUGAACUAUUUCCAACUGUCGUAAGAGGAACUUGUUUAGGUUUAUGUACAGUUUUUGCUGAGAUUGGUUUUUUAAGUAUACCUCAUGUGUUAUCAUCGGGAGAAUAUGUGCCAAUUAGUAUGCCAUUAGCGAUCCUUGCUAUUCUAUGUUUUAUUUCGGGUAUAUUAGCAAUCCUUUUGCCAGAAACAUUGAAUACAAUUCUACCCGAUACGAUAGAAGAUAUUGAAGAGAUGUUCGUUAAAAAAAGAAAUGAUCAAAUAAACGAUGAGGAAAUAGUUAAGGAAGAUGAAAAUAUUACAAAAGACGAUCUUAAGGAGAGAGAAAUACUAAGAGAGAAACUUUUUUCGGAGGAUUGGGUGGAUGCUGGAAACGGUAUAUUAGUUAAUUUUUCGGAAAACAAAAAUGCCGACUAAUCGUCCGCGAUUGCGAUUGCGAUUGCAAAUUUUCUUUAGUGAAAAUGUCUUUUUUAUUUGUUUUCAAUUUGAAUACAGGUUCACAAGCAUUCUGAUGUAAAUGUGUAUAAUGCGCUUACCACUAUAGAUAAAUUGUAAGUUUUAUUUAUCAGGGACUUAUGUAUUUAUUAUUUUACAUUUGUAAGAAUAAUUUAGAAACUUAAUCAA